AUGCCCAUCACAAUCCUCGCCCCGAGAGGCACGCCGUCACAACACAAGCCCCCACAGCAGGCCAGCGAUUCCGACUCAGAUUCCGAUGGCGGCGUCGACAUCGAGGGCGACGUGCCCAUGCGCCCGACUAAGCGUGCCCGCGGCGACAACUACGAGAUCGUAACGCCCGGUGAAGUCAUCACGGACGACCCCCAGUGGAUGAGAGGCCACGGUACCUACGUGACCCCAAGCACGACCGAGAUCGUCUCCUCCGUCGCGGGAACCGUAACCCGCACCAACAAGCUCCUCUCCGUCCGCCCCCUCCGCGCCCGGUACACCCCCGAAAUCGGCGACCUCGUCGUCGGCCGCAUAGUCGAGGUCCAGGCCAAGCGCUGGCGCGUCGACGUCGGCUCCUCGCAGCUCGCCAUCCUCGCCAUCUCCGCCAUCAACCUCCCCGGCGGCAUCCUCCGCAAGCGCACCGACACGGACGAGCUCCAGAUCCGCUCCUUCUUCGCCGAGGGCGACCUCGUCGUCGCCGAGGUCCAGCAGCUGCACCAGGACGGCGCCGCGAGCCUGCACACCCGCUCCCUCAAGUACGGCAAGCUGCGCAACGGCGUCUUCGUCGCCGUCACGGGAACCGGCGGCGGCGGCGGCGUCGUGAGGUCCAAGAGGCAGCAGUGGGUCAUGGACGCCGCGAGGGGCGCGGGCAAGGUGCACGUCACGCUCGGCGUCAACGGGUUCAUCUGGAUUGCCAAGCAUGUCGAGAGCGAGAUGCCCGAGUCGGUGGGCCUGAACCGGAUGGAGGAGACCGUGAGCGCCAACGUCUACUCGAGCCAGAACGACCGCAUUGACGUCGACACCAUGCGGGAGAUCGCGCGGAUACGCAGUGUGAUUCUUGCGCUGGUGGAGAACGGUCUGCGCGUGGACGAGGAUAUGGUGGCCAGAGGCUACAAGGAAGCGGUUGAGAUGGGACUGGAAAGCGUCGAGGACGACAUUUACCUGGGCGGCGAGAAGGGGAAAAGGCUCACGGAGGCGUUGCUGAAGGAGUAG
This is a messenger RNA of Colletotrichum karsti, 1029 nucleotides long. RefSeq names its product exosome complex exonuclease RRP4. The coding region runs from base 1 to 1029 and encodes 342 amino acids. Lineage: Eukaryota; Fungi; Ascomycota; Sordariomycetes; Glomerellales; Glomerellaceae. Gene Ontology annotation, molecular function: RNA binding. The record is from RefSeq and is a predicted model, not a curated record. Gene Ontology annotation, cellular component: nuclear exosome (RNase complex); cytoplasmic exosome (RNase complex). The transcript has 2 exons. Gene Ontology annotation, biological process: poly(A)-dependent snoRNA 3'-end processing; U4 snRNA 3'-end processing; CUT catabolic process.